UUAAACUUCUAACAUUCCAGCUUUAGCUCCUGAGGGAACAACAAGUUAUUCAACAGAUCUGAACGCUGCACAGAGUAUUCAUGGAAUUUGUUUCGUUCAGUCGCGACAAACUGCUGGAGAUUUAAUAACAUUUUUACUCAGAAACAAAGAAGAAAAAGAAGAAUGCAGCCCUCUGAGUCACAACCUGAAGCAGGUUCUGGUCCAGCCAUGACCCAGAAGGAGCAGCAAGAGUUCGCGGCCUGCUUGCAGGAGGCCCUCGCUUGGAUGCAGAGCGUCCAGGAGCAGCUUAAAGGCAACGAUAAUACACAGGGGCCCCGAGAUGCCUUGGAGGCUCGACUCAGGGAGACUGAGAAAAUCCAUCAUUCGGAAGAUACAGGUCGGAUGAAAGUGGAACAGGUGUUGAUGGCGGCAGAGAAACUUAUGCAGAGCGAAGAUGAGGAGCUUAAGAACAGCACUAACAGCAAACUGAAGGAGCUGAAGAGCCAGUGGGAGGACACAACCACCUACAUUGUCCAUUGUCACAGCCGGAUCGAGUGGGUGUGGCUCCACUGGAGCGAGUACCUGAAGGCGUACGAGGAGUUUGAGGUGUGGCUCACCAAGCAACGGCGCUCUCUGGACAAGAAUGUGGAGCUACAGCUGGGCCCAAAGGAGAAGCUGUGGCAGCUGGACCAGCACAGGGUGAUGGUGAGCGACGUCGACAGCCAGGUGGCGCUGUUGGAGAGGCUGCUGGACGAGGCAGCCGCACUGCAUGGCAGAACGCAGGACCAGAGCGUUGACAAACAGGCCCAGCAGAGAAUGCAAGAGGACUAUAACAACAUCCGGGAUCGAGCCAGGGAGCGGCUGAUGCUGCUGCAGAAGAUCAGCGAUGAGCACCAGACGUUUCAAAGCCGUGUUCAGAAGUUUGAAUCCUGGCUGGUAUCUAAAACCAGAGAGCUGACCGAGCUGAUGCAGCUGAAGGAAACCCCUGAGAACAAGCUGAAAGCAUUAAAGACUCUGGAUGAAAGCGUGGCAUCUGAGGAGACCACCCUGCAGCAGAUUCAAAACAUGGCAGACGCUGUGAGAGCCAACACGUCUCCUGCAGGAGCAGUAGCUGUGCAGGAGGAGGCAGAGGAGCUGCGGCUGGGAUGGCAACGUCUACGACAGGGUCUCUGUGAGGCUGAGGAGGGUCUGCGCUGCAGCUUGGACUCCCAUAGUCAGUACCUGACCCGGUGCCGGCGGCUGGGAGAUGAGAUAGGGCGGAUCAGGGAGCUGCUGCAAGACCUGGACCAGGAGCUGGAGGAAACGCAGGAGUCCAAACGCAGUUCCGAGAUCAACGAAGAGCAGAUGGAAGGACAGUGGAGGAAAUACUCAGGUGUGUGGAACACUCUGGCUGGGAAAGAGUCUCAGGUGGAGCUGCUGAAGGCUCAACUAAAGGAGCUCUUCAGGUUCUCUGAGGACUCUCGUCAUCUUUCAGACGACGUCUUGGCUGUUGUUAAAGAACAUCACAGUGUGAAGUGCCGAGCUUCCAGACUCUGUUCGGAAUCAGAGCUGGAGCUGAGGAGCAUCCUCCAGGACCCCCUGCUGAACUACUGUCACUGGUCCAAUUCCGUCUCCCAGGUGAUGGAGGCCUCCAACAAUGUCAGCGACUUCUCCGACUCCGCCACGCUGCUGCGCAGGAUCGAGGGUCUCCUGCUGAACAGCGCCGAGCUGCAGGAGCGUCUGGGCCUGCUGCAGGUGAAAGGAGACCUGCUGGAUUCAGUGUUCGGUCCUGAGAGGUCUGACAGCCUCCGCGUUGACCUGAACACUGCCAUCAGGAACAGAGAGCUGCUGCACCAUCAGCUGCUGGAGAGGAAGAACAGACUGCAGAAUUUAAUCUCCCGAACCAAAGACUUUGACAAAGAGUACCAGCUGACCCUUGCCAAGUUGUCGGCGUUCAGGGAGCGACUGCAGGCUGCUGAUGUUCUCCAACCAGACAUCCUGGCCAAAAAAAGCCAGCUGGACCAGAUGUUGGUUCUCCAGAAAGAGCUGGAGGACGGUAAGGCCCAGCUGAUGGUUCUGGAAACUCUGAUUUCAUCCAGCCAGGGCAGCAGGACUCAGUAUGAGAAGCUGUGUGUCGAUUGGACCGAGCUUCUGAGGAGAGUAACGGUCAAAGUUCAGGACUGUAAGGAUAUCGUUUCUGGCCAUGAAAGUUUUGACUAUGAGUUUCGGAACAUGGAGGAGUGGAUGCUGAGGCAGAAGCCGGAGUCGUUCCAAAGUGUGAAAGGUCGCCACACUGAAGCCGAGAGACUUCUAGGAGAGUUUACUGAGAACGAGCUGCAGUUGCAACAGAUAGAGGCUCAGAGUGAGAAUGUUCUAAGGAGAACAUCAAAGGAUGGGCAGGUCCACAUCCUGAAGGACAUGGAGCGGCUCAAGGAACGCUGGUUUAACCUGCAAAGAUUGAGCCAGACUCUGAUAAGGCUGCUGGAAAGCUCCUCGGAGACUCGCUUUGGAUCAGCAGAGAGCAGUGGACAGUCUGAAAGUUUCAAUCCAAACACCAAGACUGGCUCUAAGGCAGCAGAAAUGGAUCUUUCUGGUCAUGGCCGUUCAGGCAGCAGAGGAUUCAACAAAUUCGACUGGAGUCAGUUUGAGGCCUGGUUGAGCAGGGAGAACGAAGUUCUGAUGAAGAUAAUCGGAACCAACAAGAGGGCCUUUACUGCCGAGGAGGUGCAAACCAGACGGGGAGCCCUGCAGGCUCUGAGAUCCAGACUGCCUGAGGGUGAGCAGAUGUUUCAGCUGCUGGUCGAUCAGCAUCUAAGCACUAAGAGUGAAGAUGAAACUCUGGAGGACCUUCGAUAUCGUUGGAUGCUCUAUAAAUCCAAGCUGCGGGAGGCAGAGAGCUACCUUGUGAUGCAGAGAGAUCAAGAGGGUGUGAAUGGGGCAGUCUCUGAAACAAGAACAGAAAAGAAACCCUGGCUGCUGUGGAGGAUUUGUCGUUUGGCAUUUCUUUUGUGGCUCCUCUUCCUCGCUCUGCUGCUCCUCGCCUUCCUGCUGCCGCUCAUGGACGACGGAAACAGUUGCUCACUCUCCAACAACUUUGCCCGAUCCUUCAGCGUCAUGCUGCGCUACGACGGGCCUCCUCCUACAUAAGAACCAGAGCAGGGAUGGGGGUCUUACAGCAGCUUUGAAUAAAUAAUCCAAGGUCCAGCUGGAGAACCUUAUCUUUACUCUGCACGGACUUCCUGCAGCCUUUUACGGUUUACUCUACUACCAACCUUAUCCAGCUUACGGUUUUUCAGCAUGGUAACUCUGUCAGCAUGGCCAGGCCCAUCACACCUCACCUGCCCACAGGUGGUCAUGCUGAGGAGGCUAUAAAGGCUUCAGUACCAUCACAUCCAGGGUGAAGGAGCUCAGCUUCAUUCGGUUCAGGGCAGCAAAAUGUCAAUCAUGUGAAAACCUUGUGCAACAAGGUUUAACAUAAGAUGAAGUUUUAGCUAUUUUUAGUCUGGUUUACAGUCACUGUAACAGCAGAAGGUGUUAUUUUUCUCUGUUAUGUAUUUAUCGUGUUUUUGAUUAGGUUAAAAUAAAAAUUCUGACCUGCAA
Molecule: messenger RNA, 3558 nt
Organism: Cyprinodon tularosa
Lineage: Eukaryota; Metazoa; Chordata; Actinopteri; Cyprinodontiformes; Cyprinodontidae
Gene: syne3
Product: spectrin repeat containing, nuclear envelope family member 3
Exons: 18
Coding region: 163-3105 (980 amino acids)
Biological process (GO): nuclear migration
Cellular component (GO): nuclear outer membrane; meiotic nuclear membrane microtubule tethering complex; cytoplasm
Molecular function (GO): actin filament binding
Source: RefSeq, a predicted model, not a curated record